Molecule: messenger RNA, 1500 nt
Organism: Eimeria acervulina
Lineage: Eukaryota; Apicomplexa; Conoidasida; Eucoccidiorida; Eimeriidae
Product: DnaJ domain-containing protein, putative
Exons: 6
Coding region: 1-1500 (499 amino acids)
Biological process (GO): protein refolding
Cellular component (GO): cytoplasm
Molecular function (GO): heat shock protein binding
Source: RefSeq, a predicted model, not a curated record
AUGAAUAUUCCUUCCCCAUCUGCUUGGCUCUCUAGGGGGCCAAUGAUCCGACGUUGUUUAUUGGUUCUCAGUCCGUUUCUUCUCAUUCUGUACCACUCCGAUCCCUCUUCAGCAACAGGUUUAUACGGACGGCCCCGUGCAUGUGCAUUUGUUUUUCAUCGACGGGGAAUCAACCAUCUUGGGGGUGGAGGCCGAGCGAACAGCAGCUCCCUCGACGCACUUCCUUCAUUCUUUGAGCGGUUCAGAAAAGGAACGAAAGAAACUGAACAGCAGCGGCAGCAGGAAUUGCGUCUGCAGACAGACGUUGACCUGUAUCGGUUGCUGGGCGUGCACCGUGAUGCUCCAGCCUCUGGCAUUGCCGCUCGUGCGGAAGAACUGCAAAAACAGCAGCGCGAGCAGUUCUCGGGCGUAGAUACGCCGCACUUGGAUCCCUUUGUGGAAUCCCUUCUGCGGGAAAUCUCGGCGACACUACAAAACCCUACACAACGUGCUGCAUAUGAUGAAGGGGGCUAUGUCCCAGAGUCUCUCUCCGCCCUGCUGCAGGAGCUGCUCCCUGUACUGCCUUCUUCCAGUUCCCAUGAAGAAAACACCAGUGAGGAGGCAACAGCAACAGUUGAUGAAGAGGACGAUCCGGAGGACGAACCAAGAGGCCCUUCGAGCUUGUUUUCUGCUUUGUUUGGUCCCCAUUUUCUUGGGAGCAGCAGCCCUUUUGCUGCUGUUACCGGAGGCCGGCGUGCGUCACGGCCGCAGAGAGGUGCAGACGUGGAGGCCUCUGUCACUCUUGGAUUCGAAGAUGCAGCGCUUAAAGGGGCGUCUUCUCUUUCUGUAAGAGUGCAGCGCCAAGAGCCGUGCGCGUCCUGCUCCAGCUUUCAAGACCACAAGGCCUUGAAGCCCUCGGCCUGCCGCGCCUGUGAGGGCAGAGGAAUGCAGACAGAAACAAGACGUUCUUCUUUUGGUUUUGUCUCUACAUCCAUCAGCUGCCCAGCUUGCGGCGGGACGGGGGAGUCGGGGCACCCUGCAUGCGACUCCUGUGGAGGUGAAGGCUUGGUAAACAAAGAGGUGUCUCUCAAGGUCAACAUACCUGCGGGGGUCUCAGAAGGGUCUCUGCUACGCGUAGAGGGCGAAGGAAGCAAAAGCGCAGAUGGAGGGCAGCCAGGUGAUAUAUAUAUAUCCGUAAACGUGGAGAAACACAACCGGUUUUCGAGGGAGGGUGCAGAUGUGCUCAGCGACGAGACGAUAUCUUUGCACGAUGCAGUCAACGGUUGCAAACUCACAGUGGAGACAAUAGACGGCACGGCCGAGGUAGAAGUACCACCUCUUUCUCAAUCCGGCCAGAAAGUGCUCAUUAGAGGCAGAGGCGCAAGGAGGCUAGAUGGACAUUCUAGUAAAAGAGGUGACCAUAUCAUCACACUAAGGGUCGCCCUUCCCGAUAAAAUUACAGCUGAAGACCGCGAACUACUGCAGCGUCUAAGAGAUGCGGAGAAGGGAGGAGACAAAUGA